AUGUCAUCCGGCGCAAACUGGGAGAAGAUCGCUGCGGGGAAGCGCGCAGCUCUCGCGGAAUCCAUUCCGAUAGAGUAUCGCAUACCCCAAGACAAGAUACCACCAGAGUCGCAACUUGACGUAACAACCUGGCCCAAGGAAUCCGGCUGGUUUACGGCGAAUGAGCUUGAGAUUACGGACAGCACAGCAUCAGACAUUCUAAAAAAGGUCGCGGCAAAGACAUGGAGCGCAGAGCAAGUUACAAGCGCGUUUUGUAAACGUGCUGCUGCUGCUCAGCAAUUGACGAACUGUCUCAGCGAUGCGUUCUUCGAUGAAGCAAUUCAGCAGGCCAAAUCCCUCGACGAAUACCUCCGACGUACCGGACAGACAGUAGGGCCGCUCCAUGGCCUACCCAUAUCACUCAAAGACAACUUCAAUGUCAAGGGGAAGGAUAGUACGGUUGGUUUUACUUCAUUGGUGAAUGAUCCAGCAGUAUACAAUUCCACUCUUGUGGACAUGUUGGAGAAACUCGGCGCAGUGCGGUAUUGCAAAACGAACGUGCCAACAGCCAUGAUGAUCGCAGAGUCUGUGAACAACACAUUCGGUCGGACCGUCAAUCCGCUAAAUCGCAAGGUCACUUCUGGCGGCUCCUCAGGAGGAGAGUCUGCUCUCAUAGCAUUUGGUGGUAGCCCCUUGGGCAUCGGAACAGACAUAGGCGGUAGUCUACGCAUCCCAGCAGCAUGUACCGGUAUAUUCACCCUCCGCCCCUCCUUCGGUCGUUUCACCACACAACGGUGUCGAUCCGGUCUCGCGGGCCAAGAAGCAGUACAAAGUGUGAAUGGGCCCAUGGGAAAAACACUCGAGGAUAUUACCAUGUACUCAAAAGCUAUCGUUGACGCACAGCCGUGGAAGGUCGAUCCAAAGAUGCUACCAAUCCCCUGGCGGCCAGCGGAACUUCCAAAGAAACUUAGGAUAGCGGUGCUUUGGAGCGAUGGUAUUUGCUUACCCACGCCUCCUGUUACACGGGCGCUAAAGGAGACGGUUGAGAAGUUGAAGAAGGCUGGUCAUGAUGUUGUGGAAUGGGAUCCUAAGCUCCAUGCGACUGCUCUGCAACUUCUGGGACGCAUGUUUGUCGCAGAUGGUGGUAAGAGUGUUGAAGCGUUGCUUGGUAUGACCGGUGAACCGUAUCGACCUGAGAUGCAACAGUACAAAGAAGCCAAAGAGUUGGGUGUCUACGAGAUGUGGAAAUUGCAUACUGAGAGAUCCGAGCUGCAGCGGCAGUACUUGGAGCAGUGGAUCUCGAUGAGUAUUGACGCUAUUUUGGCGCCUACGACUCCCUACUCCAGUGUGGCCCACGGUGACUUCAAGUACGUCGGAUACACUGGCGUGUAUAAUGUCGUGGAUUACGCAGCUGUGUCUUUUCCCUGCAAAGUAUCUGUCGAUAAGGCUAUCGACAAGCAUGUAGGUGAUUAUAAGCCUUUGAGUGACUUUUGCAAGGAUGCUCAUGAUAGCUACAACCCCGAGCUACUACAUGGCUUACCUGUUAGUCUUCAAUUGGUUGCACAACGACUAGAAGAGGAGAAGGUGCUUGCUAUGACUGAAACAGUCUUGCAAGCUAUACAAUCGUAG
Pyrenophora tritici-repentis Pt-1C-BFP is the source of this 1608-nucleotide messenger RNA. RefSeq names its product Amidase domain containing protein. The record is from RefSeq and is a predicted model, not a curated record. NCBI's taxonomy places the organism in Eukaryota, Fungi, Ascomycota, Dothideomycetes, Pleosporales, Pleosporaceae.